AUGUCUGUAAAAGUGUUACAAUCGAAUUAUUACGAAGAUGACGAAGAAGAUGAACUGGAGGAAGAUCAAAAUAUAUGUUGGAGCAAUUUAUUGUUUUUGCCUUUCAAUCCAACUUUCAAAGCGAUUGUUUUGGUUGUGGUUAUUAUCAAAACUGUUUUGGGCCCGAUACAAGCAGUAUAUCCAAUAGUAUAUUGUUGGGAUACAUUGGACUUUGAUACCAAUUUAAUUCUCUUAAAAAGUGCUUAUUUAUAUUUAUGUGAUCCUAUCUACAGCGUUGAUACUCUGUUACAUAUUCUACACAGACAAAUAACUGAUGAGGUACUAAAAAGAGAAUACUUACCGAAGUCAGGCUUUUUGAUAUUAUUGGAUAUAAUAUCUUUAAUACCGUUCUUUAGUCUUCUACGGGAAGUCCCAUGUGCACAGAUAGAAUUCUCACCGAACAUUUACGCUUUUACGGAAAUUGUUAUUAUUUACAGAAUAGCAGACUAUUUUUCUAUACUAAGUUCGCAUAAGCCGUGGCAAAUUAUUGUUGGAUACACAAUAGUAUUGAUUGUUGCGAUCAACUGUCUUACGUGUUUCUUUUUACUUUUAACUACUCUUGGUUUCUGCGAAAAAUGCAAUGACGGCAUCUAUGACUGGCGAAAAUUCAUUUAUCAUAAGGUUAACGAAACAGAUCCAUCGUAUUCUACAUACGUAUAUGCUUCCUCAUAUAUUUUAGCGUUUUUCUUAAACGAUCAAUUUCAUGAAACCAAACCAUCGACUAUAAACGAAUACAUUUUUAUGAAUAUACUGAUGACUAUUGGAUAUAUUUUCCUUACGUUUGUAAUUAUUCCUAAGAUGGUUGCUGAGUCGAUGCUCAAGUUCCGACGUGUAGGUUCAUUUUAUCCGAAAGUACAAAAAAUUAUUGAAGAAACGCGAAGGAGGAAUAUUUCACCAAAAGCUCAUAUUGAUGUUAAACAGUUUUAUUGCCUUAUGUGGAAGAAAAGAAGUGGAAUUACAAGCACGCCAGAAGUUAUUUCGGAAAUACCUCGAUAUCUCAGAUUGGAAAUUCGUCAAGACUUAGUUUGGCCAGUGUUUUAUCACAGUCCUACGUUUCGAAAAACGUCUUCUUCCUAUAAGCGUUGGUUGUGUGAAACAAUUCGCAUGGAUUUUAAGUUACCGGGUGAAAAAUUUUUCGCUGGCCCUAAUUGUAAUACACAUCUAUACUACCUUAAAUCUGGCAAAUUACAAUUGAUUUCCAAUGAUGAUGGUGUUACGCCUUUGAUAACAUUAACAAGUGGGACUCUAAUAGGGGAUAUAAGUUUUUACGUUCCACCACAGAAAAGAAAAGUAAUUGCUCAGUGCAUCACUUACUGUGAAGUUCUGUAUAUAACACGGGUUGAUAUUUUAAACUCUCUGCAUAAACAUCCUGUAGAUCGUAAAGUAAUUUUAAGUCAGGCCGUGGAAAGGAUAAGGCAUGCUAAAACUUUAUAUACUUGUAAACAACAUGUAAGAGGUUUAGAUAGAUCAGAAGAUGAGGGACUUGCAUGGGUAAAAAAGAGGUGGUGGGAAAUCUCAGACAUCGUUCGGAAUUGUAAAAGAUUUUACACUCGAAGGGAUGUUUUCAGAUGCCAGAUGCCAGUCGAAGAUAAUGUUUAUCACUGUUCUAAAUAUAUUGGUCAACUCGUACUUUCUAGUGAGAAACAGCUGUUAACAAAGUCUUCUUUUAUUUAUACAAAAUUUCCUUGGAUAUUUGUUCCGAAUUCGUGUUUCACUCUAGCAUGGCAUAGAAUAGUUGUAAUCACAGUGCUUAUGGUUUUAAUAUUAUAUCCACCAUAUCUUUCAACUUCCAAAGUACCUGUAUGGUUUGGGUUGUUUCAAUUUUGGACAGAUCUUAUUUAUUUUUGCGAUAUUUGCGUAACAGUUCUUACGGCGAUGGAAGACCAGGAGAACAUAGGCGACAAUUAUACGAUUGUAAUAUUUGCACGUUGUAAGACUGUGAAAUUUAUAUUAGAUGUCUUAUCUUCAGUUUGGAUAGAAACAUUUGCAGUUACAAGUGGAUUCCCGCAACUGUACUAUCCUCUUCAAUUCAAUAGAUUAAUUAAAAUCUACGUAUUGUUUACCAAGUGGGAUUUACACAACGAUCCAUUUCUUCACGUAAAUUUAAAAAUUGGUCUUAUUUUCGUCUCCUUUAUUUAUAUAUCUGGUUAUGUUUUGUUCAUGAUUGAUCGUGCAUAUCCAUUACUGAGCACACCUUAUUUUUUUGGUGAACUUUUUUGUGAAUUAUCCGUUACAGAUAAUCAAUGUAACUUUGAAAAUAUUCGUCCUUUCAAUAUAGUUUUGGCGUGGUUGUUGGAAUUUAUAUUUUAUGAAUACUUACCUCAAAGUUUAAUGGACAUUUAUAUUAUAACAGUUGUUACUUAUUUAGCUUUCUUAAUUUAUAUCAAUGGAAAGACUGAUAUAGUGGCCAUGCUUUAUUUGAAAUACAGAGAAAUAGUUAAUUAUCAGUACUUUGUGGAUAAUAUCAAGGACCAUUAUCGACACUUUAAAAUUCAUCCCGGCUUACUAUCACGGCUAAAUAAAUACUUAAAUUGCCAUUGGAAGUACUUUCACGGAAUGGAUGUGUUACAUCCAAAUUUAUUAAAGAAUGAACCGUACGAUAUAUUUUGGAAACUGCACGGAGAAGUUGCAGAAAAAAUAAUAAAGGAAUCAUCAGCAUUUGCAUUUGCGGAUCUCACAUUGAUCAGGGAAUUGGCGUAUAAAGCGAAAUUUUUGCUAUUACCGAAGAAUUGUACAUUGUCAGUAUUUGGUGUUCACACGAAAACAUUGACGUGGGUUGUGCAAGGCUAUGUCUUAUCAGAGUUUCAUGAUCUUCACGGUGAGUUACAUCAAAGAACUUAUAAUCCCGGAGAGUUUAUUUCAACAUGUGCAGUUUUCAUGGGUAAGCCUUCACUGAGGACUGUGUACGCUUAUACUGAAUGUGAGGUUCUAUAUGUGAGAGUUCGAGAUUUCUUCAACAUUCUGAAACACUUUCAAAACGAAGUAAUAAAUUUCGAGACUUGUAUAGAUAAAUUUGGGCCCAUAUAUGAUAAAAUGUUAGGGGAUCAAUUAAAAAAAUAUCUGGCGUACUAUGACGAAAGGGGUUUACUGAUCACCGAUUUAAGUAAACGACUCAAUCAUUACGUGAGUCGGGGUUUCAUUCUCGAUGUGAUUGGUUGUGUUCCUUUACACCCGCUGAUCUAUGUUAUAUUAUCGAGACAAAUUGAUGACGACGAGGCGUCUUUGAUCAACACAGCGGCAAAAUUCGCUCUAUUGUAUCUCAUUUUGGGGUAUUUCAAUUAUUUAGCUGAUUUGCCGCAUAGGAACAAUGCGCUGUAUAUGAUAUUCAAACUACAAGUUAUGACCAUACUAGUAAUACUCGGAACAAGUCAUUAUUUUGUGAGUAGGUGUAUAUCUUUCAAUUGGGACGAUGAUGGUUACUUGCAAAAUAUGACACGCAGGGAUCACUGCUGGAUUCCAAGCUAUCUUAAACUAGAUGAAAACCCGACUGUUUACCAGUUGCAUGAGGUGUAUGCAGAAAGCUUUAAUCUUGCUCAGAGUGGUCUCAUGAGAUUCAACCUUGGUAAAUUUCAAAUAGACCGGGAAUAUCUCGGAGUGGGAAUUACUUUAUGUAUUCUUGGUGUAAUGUUCUGGUACGUAAUGUGUUACUCGCUGACUCUACUCGUGUUGAACUUUCGCGGAAACACGAUUUUCCAACACGCAGUUAGCCAAUUAAGAAGAUUCCUGCAAGCGGAAAGAGUUGAAAAGAAAAUAAUUGAGGGUGCAAUAGGUCAUUUUCGCUAUUGGUGGUUCAGAACUAAGGGAAUAAAUAUCCAAAACCUCAUGAAUGAGCGGAUUGGUGUCGUAUUCAGACAAGACCUGGCAUAUUAUUUUUUCAAAAAUACCAUAGAAACUGCGGAUACAUUGUUGCAUGGCGGAGAGAAUUUAGAAAGACAACUCGUAAGCGUAGCCGUACAAUGGUAUUUCUUGCCGGAUGAGACGAUUGUUCGGGAAAUGGAUUUAAGUCCAUGGGUGUAUAUUGUUCAUAGAGGGAACAUCCUCAUAAAACAAGAUAAUCAGUUCCUAGCUAAAUUGUCACAGGGUUCCAUUUUUGGCCAGUUAGAUGGAAAUAAGCCAAGGCCGGUUCGGAUUACAGCUGUUUCGGAUGGUUACGCCGAUUUAUUGCAAAUUCCUAUUAAGGACUUUCAGGAAAUAAUCGAGGACGAGACAAGAGAAUGUAUUUUGAAUAACCCCGAAUCUAAAUUCGACUAUUUGGCAGCAAAGAAAACGGUUGUCGAUAGUCCCUAUAACACCAUUCCGUAUAUUCUUCGUGGACGUAAAACUAUAAAACUACCAUGGAUGAAAGAACCCUUCCGAGCUAGAACUGGUUCAUGGUAUGCUCGUUGGUUGUGCCUGUGCUGGCUAUUCCUUCCACUCUCUUCAGCAUUCAUUGUUCUUCUCGCAAAAGCCAUGCCCGAAGUUGAGGGCGAUAUCUAUUGGAUGCUUUUUCUGUUGGAUAUUCUGCAUGCUUUGUAUCUGUUAUCGGAAUUCUAUACGUUGGAGCUCGAGGUUGAGAACAAUACGUGUGUGGAGAGGAUUAUAAAAUUUAGAAUUUUUAAGAAAUGGGGUUAUUAUGUCGAUAUUUUGUCUUUAAUCCUUCCGAUAUUAACUCACGUAACUGGCAACUGGAACUAUAGAUUUGCUAGGUUAUUAAGAUUGAGGUUAUUUUAUUACUUCCAUCUUCACUUUUGUAAAGGAUUCAAGAGUCAAGUAGCGCCCGCCGUGUUGAAAUUUGUCAUUGUAUUUUUAACAAUUCACGGCAUGACCUGUGGUUGGAUAUCAGUCGCGUGUCACCACAAGAAGUUCCCAUUAGACCUGGAAGAAGUGCCACCACAUGUUAAUUCGACGAUUGAUUACGUGGAGUGGGCGAACCCGAGAGAUAGGCAAGGAGGUAAACUUUUGGGUUGCGCACGAUUGACAAAGGAUUUUAUAGUUAACGGGACCAGCAAAUUCAGUUUUAUUGUUCCAAGGAAUUGGAUGUCAGAUUAUAUAGUGGCCAUGACGUAUAUUUUGGUCGUGUAUACGCAUACUGAGAUAGAUGUAGUUGUUGCUUUAACAUUAGAAGAGAUCUAUUACAAAGUAUUUAUAAACAUCAUCAUUUAUCCAUUGGAAAUUUGGAUAUUGAGUAUCGCGAUAAGUGCAGUGUAUACGAAGUUUCGAGAGUUAUACACAUAUGACUAUGAUGUUGAGAGUUUGGUAUUGUAUCUGGAGCACAAUGGCCUAUGUCCGGUUUUACUAGACUCGCUUAAGAAUUACACUAAACAAUUAUGGGAGAGACAAAGAGGAAACUGGCUUCCCGAGUUAGCUCAGCAAGCCCCACAAUGUCUUCGAGAAGACAUGCUGAGUGCUCUGUACAUGCAUCAUCUGGAAAUGCCCCCGCUCUUUCGAGAGCUACCCGAGUAUUUCAGACGACAACUUGUCACCAAGCUUCAAAGGGUCGUAAUAUUUCCUGGUAAAUUCAUAGUUCAAGAAGGAGAUAUAUUUUCAUGUAUGUAUUUUAUACAUGAAGGUGAAGUUGAGAAAUGGUAUACUGAUAAAAGUGGGGAAAAGAAGAUGCUUUCAUUGCUAACUACAAACGGUUACUUCGGCUUGAUCCCGGGUCUAUUUCCCAAUACGCCUUACCAGUUCUCUUACUACUCUCGAACGGUGGUAGAUUUUGUCUUCCUACGAUUUCACGAUUGGCAAGAUUUACUGCACGGGUAUCCAAAAAUUAAAUAUGAUUUAUACACGGGAGCCAAAUUGUUGAAAAAAGAGCUGCAAAAGAAUUUUAUGUUCUAA
Messenger RNA from Zerene cesonia (dogface butterfly), 5856 nucleotides. RefSeq lists its product as uncharacterized. Bases 1 to 5856 code for a protein of 1951 amino acids. The record is from RefSeq and is a predicted model, not a curated record. Lineage: Eukaryota; Metazoa; Arthropoda; Insecta; Lepidoptera; Pieridae. The transcript has 25 exons. Gene Ontology annotation, molecular function: protein-containing complex binding.